Molecule: messenger RNA, 2538 nt
Organism: Lytechinus variegatus (green sea urchin)
Lineage: Eukaryota; Metazoa; Echinodermata; Echinoidea; Temnopleuroida; Toxopneustidae
Exons: 19
Coding region: 131-2494 (787 amino acids)
Source: RefSeq, a predicted model, not a curated record
UCUUCCCACCUCAGGUGAUUACUUCAUUCCAUGAUCUUGGAAGGAGUUGAGUUUCAAUUGUGGGAAUUUCUAAACAAGAACUUGUCUUCAUUUUUAAGUAUUUUGGAGAGGGUGAUUUCAGGCUGACAAUAUGCGGUUAACUUGGGCGUUUCUGAGCGUCUUGCUCCUAUUUGCUACGAGCAACGCCCAGUAUGGUGGGAUGGGCGGUAUGGGCGGCAUGGGCGGUCAAGGAAUGCGUCCACCAGGCAUGGGCGGCCAGCAGAUGGGCCAGCAGAUGCCCGGGAUGAACCCUAUGCAGAACCCUAUGCAGAACCCCAUGCAGAACCCUAUGCAGAACCGUCCACCACAAUCACCGAUGCACCAGCUAGGUUCCUUUAUGUCCUCAGCCGGUGGUAGCAUCCUCAAGCGUCUCAACCUCGGUGUUGGGUGUAACCUGUGCGUCUCAUUCCUCACCGGUGCGCAACAAUCCAUCCUCCAGCUCAAGAACGCGGCAGUUAACCAGUCGCAGCAAGUAUGUAACGGUCUCCCAAUGCCUAACUGGCAGUUAAACGGCCAAUGUCAACAGCUGACGUCAUUUGUUGUCAACCAAACCAUGCAGCUUCUCCAAACUACCCCCGCCCAGGAGAUCUGCAAGGCACUCACCUUCUGCAGCCCCCAACCCCAGCAACCCCAGCCACCCACCAAUCCUUGGAUGAACUACAACCAGCCACGACCUCAACCGAACCCAUACAACCCCUACAUGAACCAGGGUAGACCACAGACCCCUAACCAAGGGUUCGGUCAAGGAUUCGGAGGUAUGUUCGGACGAAGGAGGAGGUCCAUCAACCUUCAAGAACUCAUCCCGCACUUCGUCAAGCAAAUGGAUUCACUGAUGAGCAACUUGGAGAACACAAUUUGUCAAAGCUGUGAGAAUGUGGUGGACAGGAUGAGAGGAGAUGUACUUAAUGACAGGACACUGCUCCAAAUUGGCACCCUUCUGAAGGAGUCUUGUGACGUCAUGCCUUGCAUCGAUAAAACCGAAUGCUACGUCGUUGCCGAACAUUACCCUGCCGCACUCAGAGACUUCGCAGCUAACAUGGUUAACACCAGGGAGACAUGUGAAGCCUUCCAGCUCUGUGGAACGAACAGCCGUGUUGGUAGCGCAGGUGGUUUCGAUUUCCCUGGCUUCGGCUUGGACGCCUUCCUACCCCCAAGGGUACCCCAGGACCCCUCAGAGCCAACCGACCCAGAACCAGACGUCACCAUCGAAGCGGAGAGUGUACCUUUCAACUAUAACGGUGGACGAACCAAGAGACAGGUGCCCGGUAUGGCCCCAGGAGGAAUGAACCCUCAACAGCAGCAACAGUUUCCUCAAUUCCCGCAGCAAGGAAUGCAACCGAAUAUAAACCUCUUGGAUUUCGCCUCCAUGCUGAACCAACUUCUCACGAAUUUUGGAAUCCAGAUCCCAGGUCUUGAUAUGCUUGGCAGAAGGAUGCAAAUGCUGAAAGCAGGAAUGGGAGGUAUGUUUGGCGGCGGCCAGGGAAUGCAACCCCCUAAUAUGGGCGGCAUGCAGGGCUUCGGACGGAAGAAGAGAGCCGCUGAAGACUCAGGUCAUGUUGAUGAACAUAGAGAAAGAUUUACCAGACAGGCACCCUUUAAUCCAAUGAUGCAAGGUAUGCAGGGCAUGCAAGGCAUGCAGGGACCAAGAACUGUACUUGACUUCAUCCCCAUGUUGGACAAACUUCUCAGGAAUUUCGGUAUCAGCAUCCCCGGCUUGGAUAUGUUGGGAAAGAGACAGCUGCAGUAUAAAUAUGCUAUGAUGGGCAUGCAAAGAGGUAAUAUGGGAGGCAUGCAGGGAUUCGGACGUAAGAAGAGAGACACAAGAGACUUCGACAGCGGUGAGAAUUUUAGGAGGAAGAGGCAGAUGAAUAAUUUCAAUCCAUACAUGCCGUUUCCCCAGCAACCCCAAGAGAAACCAUCGUGGUUUAACGUACCAGCCAUGCUCGAUAGCAUCCUUAAGCGUUUUGGAAUCAACAUCCCUGGCCUCAAAACUUUCUUGACCGGAAAGAAGCCACAACCACAAUUCCCCGGUAUGAACGGUAUGAGUGGUAUGAACGGAAUGGGUGGAAUGGGAGGUAUGGGCGGCAUGGGAGGAAUGGGCGGAUUCCUCCGUAAGAAGAGGGCAGCUACACCCCUGGAAUUCACAGCUGAGCCAGAGCCUAUGAGUGAAGACAUGGCGAGGUGCAUCGGAAGUGCUAUGACAAAUGUGACGUGGAAAUGCCAGUUAUGUAAGAGAGGCAUGACUGCUAUGUCUAACAUACUUGAUAUCCAAAUGUCCCAUGAAUCAUCUGGUCUCCAGCAUAUGUGUCGUCUUCUCCCUGGCAAUCUACGAACUAUGUGCCAGAGAGAGUUGCGUCCUGUGCGACAAGAUGGAAGCGAUCCAACCUUGGGAGACCCGACGGUUGCCUGCCAGGGUCUCGGUUACUGCCUCGAAAAGCCUGAGAAACUUCCAUAGACUGUGAGAAAGGCAGCAAGCAUCCCCAACGGCGAUCAUUUCAU